Molecule: messenger RNA, 833 nt
Organism: Bemisia tabaci
Lineage: Eukaryota; Metazoa; Arthropoda; Insecta; Hemiptera; Aleyrodidae
Source: RefSeq, a predicted model, not a curated record
AUGUACUGAUUCCUCCAUGAGAACGUAGUGAAGUUCCCAUAACUUACGAUGUUAUAACAGAAUUGUCAUCAGACUCCUGUGACGGAACAUAUGUCUUUUUGUCUGUCGCUGGACUUGUCUUGGAGAUUCUGCUGUGGACCAAGAGGCAUCUCUCUAUUCCCUCUUAUCUUAUCUAGUCAAUCAAUGAAUGCAGACCGGUUCUUGAAACUCUGUUGGCACGCCAGAACAAGAUAAGGAAUGUGUGAGCUUUGCGCCUGAAAGACCUUGAUCCCCUACGCCAGGGCAUGCUGAUAAGAAUUUCAACAAUCGAUUCCUGUGUGUGAGACUGAAGCUAACUUUUAAGAAGGAACCUCUGAGCACAGUGAAGAGUGUUUAGCAGGUUUUGUUUCCCAAUCCCCUGCAAAUAGCAAGAACUGUGAAUACUGUUUCCACACCCACAUCUAAUGAUUAUCCUGGUUCGGACUCCACUACCAGAUUUAAAAACAUAUCAAAAUGGCGCCAGAGCCACUGGAUAUCUCUGAGCAUGAGUUGCUCUUCAAAGCAACCAAUUUAUCCAAACUGGCCUCCAUAGAUUUGUUGCAGGACAGGUCAAGAGUUGAAAUAUUUGCUGAGUAUUGUGCUAAGAAGCGAGAACCUGUUUGCGGUCAGUUUUUGAACCUGUUAAAUGGAUCUGAUGGAUUCAUUGUGAAUAUGUCUGCCAGAAUAAUCGCCAAGAUUGCCUGUUGGAACCCAUCUGCCAAUUGACUUGACAGCUCUGAUUUCACUUUUACCCGAAUUGGUUGAAUGGACAAGUAAAAUUAAAUGAGAGGACUUCUUUUUGUCGGGAGAUGCUU